GAGGGCGGAGCCGCGCGAUCCCGGGCUCGGGGCGGGGGGCGGCCAUGGGCGGCUGAGGGGUGCCCAGUCCAGAAGCGGCCCGGGCCGGCGGCCAUGGCCGAGGACUACUGGGACUCGCCACCGCAGUAGCCGCCGCCAAGUGACUUCAGCCGUUUCCCCACCAUGGAUCGGAUGAAGAAGAUCAAGCGGCAGCUGUCCAUGACGCUGCGUGGGAGCCGGACAGCAGAGAAAAACCUCAAUGAGCCCAUCAACCUAGAGGAGAACAACAGCAGCGAUAAUGGCCCCACAGGGAAGAGCGUGCGCCCCAGCACCUCCCGCAGCGUCCACGCCCUCCUGCACCGCUACGCAGGCUCCUUCCGCAGGCCCCGACUGGCCGUCAGCCGCAGCCUGAGCGCCCACCUCAACCGCUCCGCCCGACUAGAAAUUGUCCACGAAGACCUCAAGAUGGGUUCAGAUGGUGAGAGCGACCAGGCGUCAGGGACAUCAUCUGAUGAGGUGCAAUCUCCAGUCCGAGUGCGCAUGAGGAACAACCCAGCGCGCAAGAUCUCCACCGAGGACAUUAACAAGCGCCUGUCACUUCCCGCUGAUAUCCGCCUGCCGGAAGGUUACCUCGAGAAGCUCACUCUAAACAGCCCCCUGUUUGACAAGCCCUUGAGCAGACGGUUACGGAGAGUCUCUUUGUCGGAGAUUGGCUUUGGGAAGCUGGAGACGUAUGUGAAGCUGGACAAGCUGGGAGAAGGGACGUACGCCACGGUCUACAAGGGGAAGAGUAAACUCACCGAUAACCUGGUGGCCUUGAAGGAGAUCCGUCUUGAGCACGAAGAAGGAGCACCUUGCACAGCCAUUCGGGAAGUUUCACUUCUGAAAGAUCUGAAACAUGCCAACAUUGUGACCCUGCAUGAUAUCAUCCAUACAGAGAAAUCCCUCACGCUUGUCUUCGAGUAUUUAGAUAAAGAUCUGAAACAGUAUCUUGACGACUGCGGCAAUGUAAUAAAUAUGCACAAUGUGAAGCUGUUCCUGUUCCAGCUGCUGCGUGGCCUCGCCUACUGCCACCGUCAGAAGGUGCUGCAUCGAGACCUCAAGCCCCAGAACUUGCUCAUUAAUGAGAGAGGGGAGCUCAAACUAGCAGAUUUUGGACUGGCCCGGGCAAAAUCCAUUCCCACCAAGACCUACUCCAAUGAAGUGGUGACACUUUGGUACCGACCCCCAGAUAUACUAUUGGGCUCGACAGAAUACUCCACCCAGAUUGACAUGUGGGGUGUGGGCUGCAUCUUCUAUGAGAUGUCCACAGGACGGCCGCUCUUCCCAGGCUCCACAGUUGAGGAGCAGCUGCACUUCAUCUUUCGGAUAUUGGGGACUCCCAAUGAAGAGACAUGGCCUGGAAUCCAGUCUAAUGAAGAAUUCCGAGCCUAUAAUUACCCUAAAUACCGUCCCGAGGCCCUCAUCAACCAUGCCCCAAGCAACGUCAAUAUUUGCACUAAAGGAGAUUCAGUUACAGAAAGAGACGGGCCUGAGAUCGGCUUCCCUGCCCGAAUCAGUGAAUGGGCAGAACGGACGACCAAGCCUGCUGCUUUGAAACCUGUGGAUUGGGGUUGGUGGGGGCAGGAGCUAAGACAGCUCCCCCACCCCGCGGACACUCCCGCUGCCGGCUUCUCCAUAUCAGACGGUGGAGCAAGGACUUGUGCUGGGAUUUCGUAGGGGUGAGGGCUGGGGGCAACGAUGCCAAGUAGAAGUGCAGCCUGCCCCAGCACCCGACAGCCAGGCACGGAUGCCCUCUGCUGCUGCGGAAUGGACUCCCCCCCCCCAACGUGGUGUUUCAUUUUAUUUUUUAAGUUUUAUUUUUUCAAUGCAAUACUAUAAAUAUUAUAUUUGCAAAUAUCUAUAGAGAGACACCCCUGCCCUCGCCUCUCCAUUUCUGGGGAGUGUACAGUAUUAACUACAAGGGAGCCCACCCCCCUCCCCACUUGGUUGGACCGGGGGAGAGAAGCACGGAGGAGGAGGGAGGAGAAGCAUGGGGCCCACUGUGUCUGGGUCCUAAUCCGCUGUAUAUCUUGGAGCUGUGAACAACGUCAGUGAUUUGGAAGAAGGGAAGCUCUUUUUUUCAUGUGAAUUUUCUGUCUCCCCCACCCCCAAGUCUCAAUCACCUUUCUGUGGACUUGGGGCAAGAUCUUUUCCCGUUGCGGAUACUUGUUUAGGAGUCCAAGUGUUGAACAGGCAAGCAGGUAUCCUCAAGGAACAGAACACAAUCCCAUCUUUUCCUAGCCAACUCGAUCCCUAUCAAGAUUAUUCAUCUGCCUGGCUUUUCUGCUACAGCGAGCCCCCCCCCCCACUGCUUCCAAUUAGAUCUGCCACUUACUUGCUCCUCCCGAUUUUCUCCUCACACCAAAGCCAAGUCCCAUGUUUUCUUCUCUUGCUUGUGUCUUCCUUUGGUCUUGAUUUGUGCCUCGCUUGGGCUCUCCCCACACCCUCAGUCCACGCUGUCAGUCUCGGCUGAGUUACUCCUGUCGACCGGUCAUGCCUCUUGCAUUGCUUGCUUAUACUCAGGGUUUGGUCUUCUUCCUUUGCCUUUGCUGGCCCUGUCCACCAGGAGCUUAAACACAGGUGCCAUUUAUUUCAACCAGGCAUGUGUAGGAGAAGUCCCUGGUGGGUUGGGCCUCAUCCACCCCCCACCCUCCAUUUCAUACUUACUUGUCCUGCAGUGCUUAGAUGAUCACUCUUCGUUGCUUGUUCCAUGUUUCCUGAAUCCAAACAGCUCUGUUUUUAAUGGUACUACCCAAACUCUUUGCUGAUAUAAUGACACUGAGGUGCCCUCCAGAUGUUACUGAACCCCAGCUCCCGUCAGCCCUGGCUAGAAUGGCCAGUGGUCAGGGACAAUGGGAGUUGUAGUCCGGCAGCAUCCGCAGAGCACCAUGUUGGACACUCCUUAGAUGGUCUUCGUGAAGAGAACCCUUGUCUUGGCCCCUAUUCCACUGUAUUUUCUUUCACAGAAGUCUGUGUCAGUGUCUGCAAGCUUAACACCUUCCCCCUUCUGUGUCACCUUUACUUAGUUGCUUCUCAGACUGUAAUCCAAUGACCAGGUCCUACUCUGUCCCACAUGAAAAGUAAACCAGUAGCUCUUCUGAGGCUCACCAACUUCCACUCCUUCACUCACAGGCCAGCCACUCAAGGGUUAAUGGGCCCUUGGCUCAGCUCUUUAUGCAGUGAUCUCAGAAGUCACUCAGUUCCUGCCCAAGGGCUAAGCCCAGCUUGUAUCAUCAGACACUGCUUGGCUAAGUCUUGACUCCAAUGACUUACUCAUCUCAGCUUCUCCUCUUGUUUUUUGCAACACAAAAGCAAGUGGUGCAGAACUGGUGGCCCUCUGGAAGCUGCUGGACUCCAGCUCUCAUCAGUCCCAGCCAGUGUGGCAAAUGAUGAGGGAUGAUGGGAGUUGUAGUCCAGGAAGAUCUAGAGGGCCACAGGUUCUCCAUCCCUGAAGCAAGCUAUCAGUUCCUGAAAGGCCAGUCAAUCCCAUAUCUCUCCUUACACUAAAUCUUCCUUUAAGCAAAUGAAACAUUGGAGAUUCCUGCUUGCCUGAGGGAUCUCCAAAGAUUUCGGCUCACUAUGCUUCCUACUCUGCUGCCGAGAGGUGCCUCAAGGGAAGAGGGAAAUGUCAGCCACACUUGUCCCCAGCUUACAAACCCCAACUGUAUUGCAGCUUCCCAGGUGGCUAGGACUGUUCUUUCCAGCUCAGGACAGAGGCCUGGGUGUGAAGAACUAAAGGGAGCAGAUCCAAAGGCUGCCCAUUUGCUCUCUCCAUGUUUCUGGACAAAGUGGCACCCGGCCUUCUCCCUUUGAUCACAGCAUAGAGUGAGUGAGUGAGUGUAUUUGUGUGUGUUUAUAUGUACAUAUGUAACCAUUUUUAUAUACAGCAUGAAGCACUUGUAAGUUUCACAAAUCUCCACCCUCCCACAAUGAGAGCCAUAAUAUUAUUAUUAGUAUUAUUCUGAUGAUGAUGAUGAUUACAACUAUUAUAACCCUCAGGCAACAUAAAAGAUAUCUGGGAAGGAGUCUCCUCCAUAGAGGAUAUGCCUUGGGCUGGAAUUCAAGAACUCCACAGCACAGGGGAAAUUCUGCUUGGCACCUGCCUGGGAGGGCAGACAGAUCUGAGAGCCCCCAGCAUGCAAGGCAUGGUCACCUGAUGCCAAAGGACAGCUGCUGUGAAUAGGCCAAGGCCAAGGGUGUCUUUACAAAGGGGACCCAAUAAGCAGGAAAUGCCAGCCCUUCGGAUCAGAGAACAGCAACAAAGGGUCUUUGUUUAGCCCAAUAACCUGCCUGAAUGACACCCCCCCCCCCGUUCCUUGCUUGUUCCAGUUUAGACUCCCAUUUCCAUUUAGUCUCUUCCAUCGGGUGCACCAUAAUUGUGCUGGGUGGGCCUGUUUCUGAAGCCCAUCCAAUCACAGUUGCCCUCUUCUUACCUGUUUCUUCCUUAAGAGCUGUGGUGAUGCAAAAAGCUCUUUCGACCUCUGAAUUCUUCAUCCAUCUCUGGGGUAUCAAUCCCAUUUCCCAUGGGAACUUCCAUUCAAGGCACAUGUGUUCUGUUGCACCUUUACUAUUACACAGUGAAGGCAGAAUGCUUUCCUGUGGUUUAGCCCUGGCUGUGGUUUGCUGCCUUAAUGCUGAUUAAGGUUCCAGGUAUCCAAUGAAACCUCUGUUGAAUUUGCCAAGCUAAAUCCUUCUCCCACGGGGUGCAUCUCAGUAAUAUGGAAAGAAAGGGGCAGGGAAACUGCCUUAACCAUGGUGUUCACUCAGUUCAGAUGUAACGGUUAGCUACUAAUAACAUAAACUGUUUUAUGAGCCCCACUACAAACCAUGGUUUCAGAUCUUGGUUUGCAGCCUAUCCCUAGCCAUGGUUUAGGUACUGAGACUAAACACUUAAUUGUGGUUGAGGACAAUGGACCAUGGUUAAUUAAGUGUUGGGUCUGCAUUGGGCCUGUGGGAGCUCCUUUUUCAGUGCAGCCUGGGUAGAAUAGUGGGGAGAGGCUGGCCAAAAUAUAUGGUGCCACUUUUUUGAGGGGGGUCCAAAAUCCAAUCUGAUUUGGUUCAUGGAACUGCUUUCCAUUUUGUCUGCUGUUGGCAGAUAAGGAGUGGGAUUCUAGAGUUCAGGGAACUGUAGCAAAAGGGGGACAUAGAUGUGCUGCACCCAUCCACUGGUGUCCCCCCCCCACUCAAAUAAGUGCCAGGGUUCUGAUUGGGCUAAAAUGUAAAGCCCCUUCCCCACCCCCGGAUUGAGAAUUCUCAGAGGUGAACAGGGGGGACAAAUGCCACAAGAAUUCAACCAGCAUAGAUUUCCUCUUGGGGCACAUCUGGGUAAGAACAUCUGGACUGGAUCUCUCUGUGUGAGAGGGAAACCCAAAACGAUGUAUUGGACAAUGAAUGUACAGAGGAUCUGGACUUUGCUUUUUUGUGUGUAGCGGGGGUAGGGGAGUUCCCCAGAAUUUGUUUCUGGGCUGGAGGUGAUAAACCACCCUUCCUUGGAGCAAACUGAAACCCUGGAGCAGAUAAUCAUUCACAUUUGGAGCGGACUUAUCUUCAUGUGCUUCCCUGCCCCCUUUGACAGAGUAGAUAUGGAGAUCAGUUGUCCUGGUACGGAAAAGGGAAUUCUUGUUCUUGUACAUAACUUGAAUUGAGGGAGCAGCCUUCUAUUUAUCAAAUAAGAAAUUUAUCAUUGCAGAAGAAAACUCCCUGCGGAAGGACAUGGGCAGACUUCUCUUUCCCAGGUGCUCCCUCUGCCCCUGUUCAGGGUGAACAAAUGCGCCAUAUUCAAAUGUACGGAACUGAAUAAAAAGUCUCCAACAA
Messenger RNA from Podarcis muralis (Common wall lizard), 5835 nucleotides. RefSeq names its product cyclin dependent kinase 16 (gene CDK16). Gene Ontology annotation, molecular function: cyclin-dependent protein serine/threonine kinase activity; ATP binding. Lineage: Eukaryota; Metazoa; Chordata; Lepidosauria; Squamata; Lacertidae. The record is from RefSeq and is a predicted model, not a curated record. Gene Ontology annotation, cellular component: nucleus; synaptic vesicle; cytoplasm. Gene Ontology annotation, biological process: exocytosis; neuron projection development; protein phosphorylation.